This is a messenger RNA of Melitaea cinxia (Glanville fritillary), 1877 nucleotides long. RefSeq names its product beta-catenin-like protein 1. The transcript has 13 exons. Lineage: Eukaryota; Metazoa; Arthropoda; Insecta; Lepidoptera; Nymphalidae. Gene Ontology annotation, cellular component: spliceosomal complex. Bases 154 to 1821 code for a protein of 555 amino acids. The record is from RefSeq and is a predicted model, not a curated record.
CACUUUAACUUAACAAAACACAUUGAAUUGUUUUAAUCAAUUCAUUUUCUCUCAAAAUAAUUUGAUUCGUUAAAAAUAAAUUAUAUUUGGGCAACUUUAAAACAGUUUUCUUAUCUACAUGAUUUGUAUAUAACCUCUGAGUAACCAACUACAAUGGAUGUCGGCGAACUUCUUUCUUUUAAACCCACGCCUACACCGAAACGACCUAAUGAAGACGAAUUGGAAGAUUCUGACGAUGAAACCACUCGGCCUACUAAAACGCGACGCGUUAACAAAUCUGCAGCAGAACGUUUUGCUACUAAUAGAGUUCUUCCAAAGGAACCAACCAUUACAGACAAAGAAAGAGAAGAUAUCCUUAAAUUUGUUGAAACCGAAGCGACUGAAGGUGAAGUUUUGGAUGAAACAGCUGUAAAGAAAUUAGUUCUUAACUUUGAAAAGAAAGCACUUAAGAAUAGAGAAAUGAGGAUUAAGUUUCCAGAUCAGCCUGAGAAGUUUAUGGAAAGUGAAAUUGACUUAUUUGAAGCAUUACAGGAUUUAAGUGCAGUGGCAACAGUUCCAGAUCAGUAUCCCUUGUUGGUGGAGUUGAAAUGCAUCAAUUCAUUGUUAGAAUUACUGUCACAUGACAAUACUGAUGUUUCUACUAAAGUAGUUCAUCUUCUACAGGAACUGACAGAUGUUGAUAUUUUACACGAGAGUGAGGAAGGUGCUGAGGAGUUAAUAAAUGCUUUAGCUGAAGCUGAAUGUCCCGCGUUGCUACUUCAUAAUCUGGCUCGUCUAGAUGAACAAGUGCCAGAUGAGAGGGACGCUGUUCAUAAUACAUUAGGUAUCAUUGAAAAUAUAACCGAGUUUAGGCCAGAGUUGUGCAUAGAAGUGGCAAAACAAGGUUUCAUACAAUGGAUACUUAAGAGAUUAAAGAUGAAAGUACCAUUUGAUGGAAACAAAUUGUAUGCAACUGAAAUACUAUCAAUACUACUACAAAACACUCCGGAGAAUAGAAAGUUGCUUGGAGAUCUUGAUGGCAUUGAUGUUCUACUGCAGCAAUUAGCUUUUUACAAACGUCAUGAUCCCAGCGGAGCCGAAGAACAAGAAGCAAUGGAAAAUAUGUUCGAUAGUCUUUGUUGUGCUUUGAUGGAACCUUUGAAUAGAGACAGGUUUUUGCGAGGAGAAGGUUUACAACUCAUGAACCUUAUGCUGAGGGAAAAGAAAAUGUCCCGUAAUGGUUCAUUAAAAGUUUUGGAUCAUGCUUUGGCGGGGUCCGAUGGAAAGGAUAAUUGUAACAAAUUUGUUGACAUAUUGGGUCUUCGAACCGUGUUUCCUCUCUUUAUGAAAACACCAAAAAGGAAAAGAUUAUUGACUAUUGAUCAACAUGAAGAGCAUGUUGUGUCCAUAAUAUCAUCGAUGUUACGCAACUGUCAAGGCAGUCAGAGACAGCGACUGCUGGCUAAAUUCACUGAAAACGAUCUUGAAAAAGUUGACAGAUUGUUGGAAUUACACUUUAAAUAUAUGGAUAAAGUAGAUCGAACAGAGAAAGAAAUGGAGCAAGAAGCUGAAAAUCUGGAUGAUGACGCGCAGUAUUUAAAAAGGUUGUCAGGUGGUUUGUUUACGUUGCAGCUCAUUGAUAGAAUCAUUUUAGAGGUGUGUACUGCAGGACCUCCUACUGUAAAACAGCGAGUACAACGGGUGCUCUCCCUACGAGGUGGUUCUUUGAAGAUCAUUCGCCAUGUUAUGAGAGAAUAUGCGGGCAACCUGGGCGACGCCGGGAGCGAAGAGUGGCGCCAGCAGGAGCAACAACACAUUCUUCAAUUAGUUGAUAAAUUCUAAAUCAUUUAGUGGUUAUGUUUUUAAUAAAACGAAAAAUAAACAUUAAAAUAACUUUA